This is a messenger RNA of Tetrahymena thermophila SB210, 1617 nucleotides long. Its product is annotated as GDA1/CD39 nucleoside phosphatase family protein. The record is from RefSeq and is a predicted model, not a curated record. The transcript is spliced from 2 exons. Gene Ontology annotation, molecular function: nucleoside diphosphate phosphatase activity. Lineage: Eukaryota; Ciliophora; Oligohymenophorea; Hymenostomatida; Tetrahymenidae. Gene Ontology annotation, biological process: nucleoside diphosphate catabolic process. Gene Ontology annotation, cellular component: membrane.
UUAAAAGUAAAGAAUAGCUAAAAACAAUACAAAUUAAAUCAAAUAAUUAACAAAUUGUUAGUCUAAUUUUAAUUUUUAAAAUGGUUUUUUUAAAUGGGCUAUUCAAUUUUUUAUAGAAAAAAUAAAUUAUACUUAUUUCUACUGUUUUAAUUAUCUUAUUUUCUUACAUAGUUUAUUUAACAAACGCAGCAGAAACUUGCUAUGGUAUCGUUCUUGAUGCUGGAUCUUCAGGUACCAAAGUAUAAAUUUAUCAAUGGCCUUGCUUGCGCUCUUCUUAAGUGCCACAUUUUAAUUUGAAUGCUACAUAAUCUAAAAAAUUUCAUGAACCACUUGCACAUUUUUAAGGCUAGACUCAUAAAUUAAAAGCUUAUUUUGAUGAUAUUUUUAGCUAUAUUAACGAAAAAGUUCCAUUUAUUAUGAGACAAUAAACCCCAAUAAUUUUAGGCGCUACUGCUGGUAUGAGACUACUAGACUAAUAAAUACAGAGUGAAAUUAUUAAUGAGUCGAAAGCAUUACUUAGCCAAUAGGGAUAUUAUUUUCCUUAAUCUAAAUAAAACGAAUGGUGUUCUAUAUUAACUGGCUAGUAAGAAGGAGCCUAUCUUUGGGUAUCUGUUAAUUAUUUACUGAAUAUGCUCACUUUCAACUAGAAUCAAGUUACUUUAACUGUAGCUACUAUCGAACUUGGAGGAGCCUCAACUUAAAUUGCAUUUCUACCGAAAACAAAGCGUAUUGAGAAUAAUCAGUCGUACGAUUUUGAUAUGGUAAUAAAUGGCUUCAAUGAUUGGCAUAUUUAUACUUAUUCUUAUCUGGGUUAUGGUAAAUUAAAGGCAAGAAAAAAUAUUCUUCUUUCUCAAAACCCAACAAGCUCGUUUAUUAUACACUCUCCAUGCUUUUUUAAUGGUUAUGAAGGCAUUUAAAAGAUAAAUGAUGUUUUAUAUAAAAUAAAAGGACUUGGAAUAUACUCAGAAUGUCGUUAAUCAAUAUUAAAUUAUUUAGAUGUCAACAAAAAUAAUUGUCUUUUUUAAGAUGUAAAGCAAUGCGCUAUGUAAAACCAAUAUUAAUAUCUCUUACCUGCUCAUAUGGUUAUAUAUGCAUCAAGUGGAAUUUAAAAAGCUGCCCAUUUACUAGGGUUUAAUAAUUAAUUUAUUUUAAGAGAUUUUUCAUAAAAAACUGAGUAGCUUUAUUCAUUAUCAUGGAAAGAUGCUUCUCUCUAAUUUCAAGACGAAGAAGAUUUAGGAAAUAUUCUAUUUUUGAUUACUUAUGUAGAGAAUUUAUUAAAAUUUGGUUACAAUAUCGAAAUUGAUAGAUAAAUAUUUGUACCAUAAAAAAUUAAUUCAGUUAGUCCAGGAUGGACUCUUGCUUUACUGAUGUAAAGAGUUAGUUAAUUAUCUUGUAGGGAAUUAUAUGGAUAAAUUUGUUUAGAAUUAGUAAAUGAUAUUAAUUAUUGAGAAUAUCUUAUUUGUAAAUAAAAGUUGAUAUUUAUUUUAUUAUUUUGUUCAAACCUUAAAUAAACAAUGCUUUAUUUAACCUACAUUCAUUAUUUGGUGCAAUUAGUUUUAUAUCUUACUUCAAAUAAACAUAAUAAAUAUUAUAAACCCUCAUUAAUUAGCACCACAG